CCCGAGGUAAUAAGCUCUUUCUUGAAAUUGGAUUCAAUGGAAGAGAAAGGUCAUUACGUGCCGCCGCGUUAUAUUCCAUUAACACAGUCGGAUGCUGAUGCAGAAGUAGCCACCACUCCAAAUCUGGAAGUUGCUAAUUCUGGAGCCACGAGUGAUGGUCCGAAACAGUGGUCGUCUGGUAUAUGCGCUUGCUUCGACGAUAUGCAGAGCUGUAUGCUACUCUCUGUCCUCCAAACCUUGAUUUUACUACUACUACUACAGGAACCAAAUUUGUUAAAGAUAUGUUCUGUUGUUUAUGGUGAAGAUCAUUUAAAAAAAUGGUUUGAAAAUGCGUUUUUGUUUCGGAUGCACACAGGUUGUAUAGGUUUGUUCUGUCCAUGUUACAUCUUUGGCAAAAACGCAGAGUUGUUGGGGUCUGGAACAUUUGCAGGACCAUGCUUGACCCAUUGCAUGUCAUGGGCUCUUGUUAACACCGUUUGCUGCUUUGCAACCAAUGGCGUCUUGCUCGGUCUGCCAGGAUGCUUUGUGUCAUGUUAUGCUUGUGGAUACCGCAGAUCAUUAAGAUCCAAGUACAACUUACAGGAGGCUCCAUGUGGGGACUUUGUAACACACUUCUUCUGUCACUUAUGUGCCAUUUGCCAAGAAUACAGAGAGAUCCGAGAACGCAGCAGCGGCUUAAAUCCUCCUGACAUGAAGAUGGCUAUUACUGACGCCCCCUUAGCUCAAACCAUGGAACCAGCUAACUAG
This is a messenger RNA of Thlaspi arvense, 747 nucleotides long. Lineage: Eukaryota; Viridiplantae; Streptophyta; Magnoliopsida; Brassicales; Brassicaceae. The record is from the annotation of a GenBank genome assembly.